GCAUAUUCACAGUGAUGUGCUACAAUGUCCUAUGCGACAAGUACGCGACUAGACAGAUGUACGGCUACUGCCCGAGCUGGGCACUCGAGUGGGACUACAGGAAGAAGGGCAUCCUUGACGAGAUUAGGCAUUAUUCUGCUGACAUCAUUAGUUUACAGGAAGUGGAAACGGAUCAGUUUUAUCAUUUUUUUCUCCCGGAACUGAAGCAAGACGGUUAUGAUGGUAUUUUCUCGCCGAAAUCACGCGCAAAGACAAUGUCCGAAUCGGAACGAAAAUAUGUUGAUGGUUGUGCCAUCUUUUUUAGAUCUGCUAAAUUCUCAUUAGUAAAGGAACAUCUAAUUGAAUUUAAUCAACUAGCAAUGGCUAAUAGCGAAGGUUCGGAUAAUAUGUUGAACCGAGUGAUGCCGAAAGACAACAUCGGGCUCGCUGCCUUAUUAAAGACCAAGGAAGCAGCGUGGGAAAACGGUAAACACUCGUCGACUCUAGCACAACCUAUUCUAGUGUGUACCGCACACAUACACUGGGACCCAGAAUUUUGUGAUGUCAAACUAAUCCAAACUAUGAUGCUCAGUAACGAACUGAGGUCAAUUUUAGACGAUUCCGCAAGAACAUUGCGUCUUUCAGGACAGAAGGACAACGUGCAACUGUUACUAUGUGGGGACUUCAAUUCUCUACCGGAUAGUGGAGUUGUGGAGUUCCUAUCAUCAGGCCGUGUGUCUGCUGAUCACCGAGAUUUCAAAGAAUUGGGUUACGCGACAUCGUUAAGACGUAUGCCCGGUUCAGAGCAUGAAUUCACGCACAAUUUCAAGCUGGCUUCCGCUUACAGUGAGGACAUCAUGCCCUACACUAAUUACACAUUUGACUUCAAAGGUAUCAUUGACUACAUAUUCUACAGCAAGCAGUCGAUGACGCCCUUAGGGUUGCUGGGCCCGUUAUCACAGGAUUGGUUCCGCGAGCAUAAGGUCGUCGGCUGUCCCCAUCCACACAUACCUUCAGAUCACUUCCCGCUGCUAGUCGAGCUCGAGAUGUGUCCGAGCUCGAGCGGCAACAGUAACGGGCUGAUCGGGCGCAGGUAG
This is a messenger RNA of Melitaea cinxia (Glanville fritillary), 1076 nucleotides long. It is a transcript of the gene twin, whose product is annotated as CCR4-NOT transcription complex subunit 6. The transcript is spliced from 7 exons. Gene Ontology annotation, biological process: nuclear-transcribed mRNA poly(A) tail shortening. Gene Ontology annotation, cellular component: nucleus; cytoplasm; CCR4-NOT complex. Gene Ontology annotation, molecular function: poly(A)-specific ribonuclease activity. The record is from RefSeq and is a predicted model, not a curated record. The coding region runs from base 15 to 1076 and encodes 353 amino acids. Lineage: Eukaryota; Metazoa; Arthropoda; Insecta; Lepidoptera; Nymphalidae.